GAGCUGUUGGCAGAGCCAUUCCGAUUACAAAUAUGUGCCUUGGAUGCCUUUUGUUCGAGGUUUCAAGUCGAGUUCGCAAACUCGCCGUUUAGUCAGUGACCAAGUGUGUGGUGAACCAAAUCCGUUUCAGUUUCUUUCUGCCAAUUAAAAGCAGCGCAUACAAAGUCCAAGCGAAGGAGCAUUAGAAGUAUCUAUCUAUCUGGAGUAAUCCCUAUCUGUGCAUCACGAAUUGCAACAAAGAAUACAUUUUUUCGGCUGGGCUCUUGCACUCUAGAUGAACUGUGCAGUGCCGACGAGUAUAAAAAACCCAUAAAAUCGAAAUCGAAGCAAGUAAGAAAGAAAAGCAGGCGGAUCGGCCGAUCAUCUGUAUACUAGAGGCUUUCAAUCACUGCGGAAUCGGACUCAUUCCGUACUGCCUUUUAUUUAUGGCGACGGGCGGCUGCUGCGCAUUUGUGUUUGUCCUGAACCAGAUUGACAUCAUCAUCGGUGCCAGAGAGCAAAGUAGAGCUGCAAUACAGAGCUGACCAAAGUGAGCAGAAGUACACGAAAAUCCAGAGGAACUAUUAUCCAAAAUACUGCAAACAGUAUUCCCAAAAUGGCCUGCCACAGUCAGUUGAGGUUAACCAUUUGGCUUUGUGUUACCUUGGCCAUCAUCCUGGAUCAGCAAUUCACCGCAGAGGCUCGCGUGCGAGAUGCGUGCCAGGUGGUGCCCAGUACGAAUGGAGUGUGUGGUCCCACAACCGUGGGAAUCUAUUAUGAUCCGGAGACGCAGAGGUGUCAAUAUAAGGGCUGCAGCAACAGGAGGCUCUUUGACACCCUUGAAAAUUGCGACAAGAUUUGCAACAAUCCGCGACAUGUAAAGCGACGAAAUCAAGCGAAGGCCAAUGAAACUUCGCACUGAAAGCAUUUAAUAUAAUGUAGUAGUAAUAAACAUAAUAUAAAUUUAUUUUUUAAGUAAAAUGAGCCAAUUUAAAAAUGUGAAUAUAAAAAUGGAUGGUUUUAUCCAUUGGAGAUUAGAUUUAACUAACUUAUCCAUUGUAAAUUUAAAUUUUUCUCUCUGCUAACAUUUAUAAAUUUCAAAACAUUGAAUACUGAACACAAAAAUUUAAAAAUUAUUGACUGCUAUUUUGUUUAUCUGGAUUAAACAUUUUACUAUAUUUUUAUAGGCCGUAAACUUUUGAUAAUCUUAAAUCUUUGUAAAUUAUCUAUAACUAUAGUUAAAGUUGAACGUGAAAUUCAAGUGUUAGGAUCUAAGAUUCAUUAAAAUUAAUUUAAUAAUCUAAGAUUAUAACAAAUAA
This is a messenger RNA of Drosophila takahashii, 1298 nucleotides long. Its product is annotated as boophilin-H2. Lineage: Eukaryota; Metazoa; Arthropoda; Insecta; Diptera; Drosophilidae. The record is from RefSeq and is a predicted model, not a curated record. Gene Ontology annotation, molecular function: serine-type endopeptidase inhibitor activity.